AUUUAAACCAGCUACAUCCGAUAAUUUUCAGGUGGCAUCACCAAUCUGGCAGCACCAAAACAAACAGCCGUCAAUGUGAGGGCAUCAAAAGAAUGUGCAAUUCAAAUAAAAACUGAAUAAUAAUAAAAGUAAACAGCAAAGAGCUAAUUGGGCUAAGGAAAGGUCCUCGAUUAUAAUGUCUGAAGAGAAGACAGUAAAUCUGCUGUGGAACUGCGCCAAAGAGCUGACCACUCAAACACACGCCGAACGCCUGCUAAAAUCCUACUACAUAAAUACGUGUCGCAAGGUGGCCAGGCACAAUGUUCAACUGCCCGAGGAGAUCGUUGGCCCGGCUCGCAUGUGCGCCCGUUGCGGCAAUCAGUGGUGCGACGGCAACUAUCGACUCCAGCUGCGACCCCAGCGCCUGGCGAACAAUGCGAAGAGGCGUCGGCAGAUCGCCCAACUGGAUGCGGCCAAUGCCAAGCGUGAGGAGAGGGGCACACUGAGCAGGGGGGCGCGCAAACGGGCCAAAUGGCUGAAGAAGCGCAUGGUCAGCAAUAUGGCACUGAACUGUGAGUUUUGCGGGCAUAAAACAAUGUUGCCGUUGGAAAAGCCUAAAAUACGCGCCAAAAACGAUAGCACACAAAAAACAAUGGCAGCAGCACAUACAACAACAAUAACAAUAGCUAAAGCAGCGCCAGCGACGAGCAAGCGCAAAAAAAAGAAUAAAAAUAAAGACAUCAAUGCUGGGCUCAAACUACAACAACAAGAACAACAAAGUAAAAAAGCGCCGACAGCGCCCACAAAAAAUACAGCAACAACAACAAAGACGUCGCAAACACAAAGCAACAAACAAAAGAAGCAGAAAUCGAAAGCAGCGACGCCAACGCCCGCUGCGAGCAGCAAGGCAACCGCAUCCAGCAAAAAAAUGCAAUCGAAAACACAAAAGCAAAACGCGCUGCUUCAGCUGGCAGCUCAGCUGAAAACGCACGCGUCGAAAAACGCCAGCAAAACGGCACAGAAUCGCCUGCAAGCGUUUCUCAAGUAAAAAUAAUAAAGUAACAUUUGUUUGUUUAACUUAAA
This is a messenger RNA of Drosophila grimshawi, 1062 nucleotides long. RefSeq lists its product as uncharacterized. The coding region runs from base 176 to 1027 and encodes 283 amino acids. The record is from RefSeq and is a predicted model, not a curated record. The transcript is spliced from 4 exons. NCBI's taxonomy places the organism in Eukaryota, Metazoa, Arthropoda, Insecta, Diptera, Drosophilidae.